UGCUGCUUCUGCUUCUGCUGCUGCUGCUGCUGCUGCUGCUGGGAGCCCACAGCAAACCCUCUGGCAGCCCCCCUCCCCAGACUGGGGGACUUUGCCAUUUGUGGGUGCUCUUGGAAUUGGGGGUCCCUCAGAAGCUUCGACUGGGGGGGGGUCCUUCCCUUUGAGGCUGCUUGUUUGGGGGUCCCUUGGAAGUCUGGACUGAGGCUCUUUCCCUUCAGAGCUGUUUCUUUGGGGUCCCUCAGAAGUCUGGACUGGGGGACCUUCAAUUUGAGGCUCUUAUUUGGGGUUCCCUCAGAAGGCUGGACUAAGGGCUCCUUCCCUUCAAGGUUCCUAUUUGGGGGGGAGGACCCUUGGAAGUCUGGACUGAGGCUCCUUCCUUUUCAGGCUUCUUGGAGGGUCCCUCAGAAGUCUGGACUGGGGGUCCUUCCCUUUGGGGCUGCUUUUUUGGGGUCCCUCAGAGGUCUGGACUGGGGGGGCUCCUUCCCUUCAAGGCUUCUGGAAUUGGGGGGUCCCUGAGAAGCCUGGUCUCCUUCCCUUCAGGGUUGUUCAUUUGGAGGCCCCUGGGAAGUCUGGACUGGGGCUCCUUCCCUUGGAGGCAUCUGGACUGGGGUCUCUUCUGAGGGGCGUCCGGCUGCCAGGGUCCCCCUGGGCUCCUUCUGAGGGCCAUGCAGAGGUUUCUUCAACAGCUCCCUGCUGGGGCGGCCAGCCUGGUCAAGUCCUCUCCGGGGCCACCUUCACCUUCGUCGGGGCUCCGCUCAGAGGAGGCCAAGAGCCCCGUCUUGGUCCCUGAUGGCGGCCAGCAAACCUGGUACAGCACCCUGGAAGGCGACGAGCUGAGACUCCUCAAGGCCCCUGACCAGGAAGGGGGGUCCCAGCCAGAGGGAAGCCCCGAAGGCAGCCCAGCCCAGCCACUACGACAUGAUGAUCUGAAGGAGAUGCUGGACAGUAACAAGGAUUCACUGAAGCUUGAGGCCAUGAAGAGGAUUGUGGCGAUGAUUGCCCGAGGGAAGAAUGCAUCUGAUCUGUUCCCAGCUGUAGUAAAGAAUGUGGCUUGCAAGAAUAUAGAGGUGAAGAAACUUGUAUAUGUCUAUCUGGUUCGAUAUGCAGAAGAACAGCAAGAUUUGGCCUUGCUCUCCAUCUCUACCUUCCAGAGAGGACUCAAGGAUCCCAACCAGCUGAUCCGAGCCAGUGCCCUCCGGGUCCUCUCCAGCAUCCGUGUGCCCAUCAUUGUGCCCAUCAUGAUGCUAGCCAUCAAGGAGGCAGCAUCAGAUAUGUCCCCAUAUGUGCGCAAAACAGCAGCUCAUGCCAUCCCCAAGCUGUACAGCCUUGACUCAGACCAGAAGGAUCAGUUAAUAGAGGUAAUUGAGAAGCUGCUAUCAGAUAAGACAACACUAGUGGCUGGCAGUGUAGUGAUGGCCUUUGAGGAAGUCUGCCCAGAACGCAUUGACCUCAUCCAUAAGAACUACCGAAAACUGUGCAACCUGCUGAUUGAUGUGGAGGAGUGGGGCCAGGUGGUGAUCAUCAACAUGCUAACACGCUAUGCCCGCACCCAAUUCCUCAGCCCCAACCAAAAUGAGUCUCUUCUGGAAGAGAGUGCAGAGAAAGCCUUUUAUGGAUCUGAAGAAGAAGACUCCAAGGAUGACAAGGCAGAACCAGCAUCCUUGGUGAAACGCACACCUUAUGUCAUGGACCCUGAUCACCGCCUACUCUUACGCAACACCAAACCUCUGCUGCAGAGCCGUAACGCUGCAGUUGUGAUGUCAGUUGCUCAGCUUUAUUUCCAUCUUGCCCCAAAAGCUGAAGUUGGAGUCAUUGCUAAGGCGCUAGUGCGACUCCUCAGAAGCCACAGUGAGGUGCAGUAUGUUGUGCUCCAGAAUGUGGCCACCAUGUCUAUUAAGCGUAGGGGCAUGUUUGAACCGUACCUGAAAAGCUUCUACAUCAGAUCAACUGACCCCACGCAGAUCAAGAUCCUCAAGCUGGAAGUUCUGACCAACCUUGCAAAUGAAACCAACAUUUCUACCAUCCUGCGUGAGUUCCAGACCUACAUCCGGAGCAUGGAUAAAGACUUUGUGGCAGCCACCAUUCAGGCCAUUGGUCGUUGUGCCACCAAUAUUGGCAAAGUGCGCGACACGUGCCUCAACGGCCUUGUCCAGCUGCUAUCCAACAGAGAUGAGCUUGUUGUGGCUGAAUCUGUGGUUGUCAUUAAAAAACUCCUCCAGAUGCAACCAUCUCAACAUAGUGAGAUCAUCAAACAUAUGGCAAAGCUAACCGACAACAUCCAGGUACCAAUGGCCCGAGCUAGUAUCUUAUGGCUGAUUGGUGAGUACUGUGAACAUGUUCCCAAGAUUGCCCCAGAUGUGCUGCGUAAGAUGGCCAAGUCCUUCACUAGUGAGGAAGACAUUGUGAAACUGCAAGUCAUCAACUUGGCUGCCAAGCUUUAUCUGACAAACUCCAAGCAGAGCAAACUGUUGACUCAGUAUGUGCUGAAUCUAGCCAAGUAUGACCAAAACUAUGACAUCCGGGAUCGUGCCCGCUUUAUCCGCCAGCUCAUUGUGCCCACUGAAAAGAGUGGUGCCCUCAGCAAGUAUGCCAAGAAGCUUUUCCUGGCACAGAAACCAGCCCCCAUCUUGGAGUCAUCUUUCAAAGACCGUGACCAUUUUCAACUGGGCUCUUUGUCACACCUCCUCAAUGCCAAGGCUGUCGGUUAUCAGGAGCUCCCCGACUGGCCCAGUGAAGCUCCAGACCCAUCUGUGCGCAAUGUGGAGGAAGAGUCAUUUGUACCUGUGGAAAGCCAUAUUGGGCUACUAGGCAAACCAAUAGAGGUCCCAGAAUGGACCAAGUGCACCAGCCGUGAGAAGAGGAAGGAGAAAGUGGAGAAACCAUUCUAUUCUGAUUCAGAGGGAGAGUCUGGGGCAACAGAAUCUGCUGAUAGUGAGCCCGAGACAAUGAGUGGGUCAGAAAGUGAGAGUGGGAGUGAAAGCGGCUCUGGUUCUGGCAGUGAAGAAGAGGAUGAGGACGAUGAGGACGAGGAAGAGAGUGAAGACCAGUCAGAAGAGAAGGAGGAGAAGAAAAAGAAGAGAAAGGAGACUCCAAGGAAAGGCUCACUGGAUAGUGCUGGGAGUGAGGCAGAGCAAGAAAAAGGCAAGAAAAAGCAGCCACUUCGGGAAGGGAAAAGGGGCUCAGAAUCCUCAUCUGAGGAGGGCAGCCUCACAGAGAGCAGCUCAUCAGAGUCUGAAUCUGGGUCCGAAGCAGAGGAAUCACCUGCAGAGAAGGAGGCAAAGAAGAAAAUGCCUCCCAGCAGCAAGCCAGCUACAAAAAUACCCAAGAAAGGACCAAAGGAAAUCUCCCUGCUGGAUCUGGAUGACUUUUCACCCCCUCAGCCCCAGCCGGUUGUCACCAGCCCCAUAGUUUCUACCAGCCUUGUGACUGACCUCGAGGGGCUCACAUUGACUGAUACUUCUUUAGCUGCUGCUAUGAUCAGUCCUGUCUUUGGGACUGUGAAGACAUAUGAGCUAUUGCAUCGCAUGACUGGGGAAGGGCUCUCAGUUGAGUAUUACUUUAGCCGGCAACCAUUUCCUCCUGACUCCCGUAUGGUGGCUGUGCAGAUCCAGAUCUCCAACAACACAGCUGCCGAGGUGAAAAACAUCCGCGUUAAUGAGCCCAAGCUGCUUUCAGGCAUGCGAGUUCAGGAGUUCAAAGAGAUCGAGACCCUACCACCUGGUGAAAUGGUCAGUGUAGUUAUGGGCAUAGACUUUUGUGACUCCACCCAGGCAGCCAGCUUCCAGUUGUGCACACAUACGCGACAGUUCUACGUGUCGAUCCAGCCCCCUGUGGGGGAACUCAUGGCUCCUGUGUUCAUGAGUGAGAAUGAGUUCAAGAAGGAGCAAGGAAAGUUAACAGGGAUGAGUGAGAUCACAGAGAAGCUGACUUUACCAGACAAAUGCCAGAGUGACCAUGUGAUUGUGCAACAAGUCACAGCUGCAGCAAAUGUUAGUCGUGUGCCCUGUGGUUCAGACAAGGAAUACCGGUUUGCUGCAAAGACAGUUAGCAGUGGAAGCCUCAUCCUCAUCACGCUGGAGAAGAAGACAGGCAACGUGGCACAUCUGACCAUCAACAGCGAGAAAAUGUUGAUUGGCACCAUGUUGGUGAAGGACAUUAUCCAUUCCUUAACACAGUGACGAGAUAGUUUCCCUGCCUGUCAUCUCACCCAUUUCAGACACCCAACCCUCUUCCCUUCAUGCCUCAGACACCUGUCUGUCUGUCUCUAAAUAAAGUGCAGUUUGAGGUUGACAGAGGGGGCUAAUAUGAAAACAUUCCCAGUAGCAAAUGAGGUGCAGCCUUCAAACAUGGAUAAAAGACAUUAGGUUAGCAUCAAAUUGGAGAUAUCUUAAGGUGCUGAAGGUUCCUGUGACUUUGACAUCCUUGGUGUCCAGUGGUCUCCCUUCCUCUAGCUUUUUGUUCUGUGGAUCUAUUUAUUAUGGACAAAAUGGUUCAAUAAAGAAAUCUUCCUUCAAUUGA
Molecule: messenger RNA, 4518 nt
Organism: Sceloporus undulatus (fence lizard)
Lineage: Eukaryota; Metazoa; Chordata; Lepidosauria; Squamata; Phrynosomatidae
Gene: AP3B2
Product: adaptor related protein complex 3 subunit beta 2
Exons: 28
Coding region: 666-4178 (1170 amino acids)
Biological process (GO): intracellular protein transport; vesicle-mediated transport; anterograde synaptic vesicle transport
Cellular component (GO): AP-3 adaptor complex; membrane coat
Source: RefSeq, a predicted model, not a curated record